This is a messenger RNA of Mya arenaria, 2026 nucleotides long. RefSeq lists its product as uncharacterized. The coding region runs from base 70 to 1764 and encodes 564 amino acids. Lineage: Eukaryota; Metazoa; Mollusca; Bivalvia; Myida; Myidae. The transcript has 6 exons. The record is from RefSeq and is a predicted model, not a curated record.
CUCCAACAUUCACGCUCUCGAUGGAUAUAAUUGACACUGUGAAUUCCAUCUGAAGGAUACAGAGGGAGCAUGAGUAAACGCCGGCGCCAGUUCCAGCAUUACUUCCUACAUAGCGGUACAUACGUGCUAGGAGUGGUGGCGGUGUUGCUGAUGCUGAUCCACGUCGCCCUAACAGUUGACAAAAAAAGCGUACCUGACAGUGCUGGCCUACAUUUCCGGUUUUCAGCCCCCCUGUGUAGCAAGGACACCCCGGCUAUCGUUCACGUGGUUCCCCAGACGACCGAGGCCGUCAACGUAACCCUUAUAUCCCUUGACCCCACAGUCACAUCCGACCGCACACACUACUUGAUAGACGCAGACAUGUCACUGAGUGUGGACCUUCCCUGUCAUGACUUCCAAUGGGGCGUAUACACAUCCAUGGGUUACGAGCUUGUGUCCACGGCGGAGGUGUUCGUGUAUAUCAACUUCCUUCACGACAAUCUCGCUCUUCUGCCCACAGACGUCAGCGGCACGGAGUACGUUGUAACGUCACGUCUGACGUCAAUGUUAAAUGAGACUUUCGUGGUGAUUCACGGUGAUAAAACUACUGUGAAUGUAACGCUUCCUGGCGACUGUGUGUCGUCAACGAUUGAGAUUGACGGUCAGACGAUAGCCGGACAAUCAAAAUUGACAGUUGUUCUUCCUGAUAAUGGUGUUUUGGGGAUUUUAUUUAAUUGUGAUAUUACUGGUGCUCAUAUCAAGUCUGAUCUUCCAACACAAGUGUUUUCUGGAGCCACAAACCGGGCGAGUGUGUCCGGCGGCAUGAUUGAACAGGUGCCCCCACUAUACACGGCCGGCAGGAGGUUCCUGUACUCUGCGCAUGCGUGGAUUAGAUCAAACAUUACUGUGAUAAUUACAGGAGCGGAGAUGAAUGCAGGAAUUACUAUUUCCACCGGUGAUAAUACGAUAAGAACAAACUUAAGUUAUCCUGUCAAAGUCUCUUUCGAUCUAGAACUUAAUGGCUUCAUGUCGGUGGUAAGCACGGCAUCAGUAUUGUGUGCGAUCGUCCACGAACUGUUAGACGCCGAUUCCGGUCGCCACCCAGCCCUGAUCUACUUGACACCCGAAGCCCUCUACCACACUCGUUCGAACUUCAAUCUCCAAAACGAGGCCGCCACAGUCUCAGUCAAUCUUAUCUUGACUCAGGAGACAUUUCCACUCGUGACCUUGAACAAAACUGUGUCAAACCCAUUUGACCAGGUCAUGCUCUUUUAUUGGAAUUAUUUUAUUUCUCAAAAUAUAAAUUUGUUGCCCCCAAAUCAGUUAAAGAUUUCCGAACAAAGUUCAGUGCCUUUUCACGGUAGUGUAUACAGCAGGACGAACGUGUCUGCUUAUAUGUACGCCUUAAGUGCCCGGGUAACGAGAAUAUAUACGGCCUGCUCCCCGCGACCGAACGGCGGUAAUGGUGACGGCCUCGACAACGACUGUGAUAACGUCAUAGACGAGGAGACGCUCAACCACGUUGACGACGACGGCGACGGCCGGGUAGACGAAGACGUGCGCUACUCAGGGCUGGUGGUGAAAGGGGCGGUCCGGGAGACGCCCUGGGAGUACCACGUGCGAAACAGCGAGCCGGAGGAUACCGGUUUUUCCACUUCCGUCAUCAGCAUCGUCAUCUCCAUAUCUGUGGCCAUUACGGCGGUCGUCUGUUUCAUUGGCGGCAUGCUGUUGGCGGAGAAGGUCCGCAGAAGCGCUAGCAGUUCUCGGGUCACGCCGAUUUGCUGACUGAGUUUUAAAUAACUACGAUUAAAAGGCAGCUAAUACUUGGUUGUAUAUUUAGAGUCCGAAAAUAUGCAAAGGAUAAUGAUAAGUUUUAUAAUAAGAAAUCAAAAUAGUAUAGUUAUUUCUUUUUGACGUUCUGAAGUUUAAGCACAGAUGCAUGAUGAAUCCUAUGUUAUUAAAUGCAGUUAGUGAACCGACACAUUGUUGACUGCACGCAAGACCGUCGGUGACUUCAUAUUUCAUACUGAAAUCGCGAUUCCGUAUA